Molecule: messenger RNA, 1860 nt
Organism: Salvia miltiorrhiza (redroot sage)
Lineage: Eukaryota; Viridiplantae; Streptophyta; Magnoliopsida; Lamiales; Lamiaceae
Product: plant UBX domain-containing protein 7
Exons: 9
Coding region: 197-1549 (450 amino acids)
Biological process (GO): proteasome-mediated ubiquitin-dependent protein catabolic process
Cellular component (GO): nucleus
Molecular function (GO): ubiquitin binding
Source: RefSeq, a predicted model, not a curated record
CCAUAUACGUAUACGAAUAGAAAUAGAAAUAUGAUGGUAAGUAAAUAAGCAAAUCUUUAUCGAAAAGGAGAGCGAAAAAUACGGAUAAAAGUUAUUUCAUAGUAUACGGAUACGGAUGUUUAAAGAGUUAUCUCUCUCAAAACUCUUAAUAUUCCACUCUCCAAAAACCUAAUUUGCAAAAUCAGUAGCAGCGUCAAUGGAGAGCGUCGUAUCUGCUGUGGAUCAGCAGAGCUUGGUUUCCUCCUUUUUGGAGAUCGCCGUCGGCCAAACCGCUGACACUGCCCGCCAGUUCCUCCAGGCUACUAGCUGGAAGCUUGAGGAAGCUAUUCAACUUUAUUUCAUUGGCAAUGAAGGCAGGGCAGGCCAACCUCCUCAGUAUUUUCCACCACUGGGAAAUGAUUUGCCCCUACAUGAUUUAGAAAAGGAUUUGGGUGGUCCAGAUGAUAGACAAGAUGACACAGAUGGUGUGCGGGCACCUUUACCAGUUAAAAGAGAUGUUCUUUAUGAUAGUCCGAUGCUUUAUGGAACACUAAGAACGGGAGGUUCAUCACAAGGAACUCAUUCUGUAGUUCCAUUCCGCAAUUUUCAGGAGGAAAUGAAGCGACCUGGAGUCUGGGAAGCAGAACAAGGUUCAUCUUCUUCUGUUCCAGAUAAAAUUCAGGAUAAUCUUGCCUCUUUAUAUCGUCCUCCAUUUGCUAUAAUGUACCAUGGCCCCUUUGAAAAGGCUAAAGAUAAUGCAAGAGUUCAGAACAAAUGGCUCCUUAUCAACAUGCAGUCCACCAAGGAAUUUAGCUCGCAUAUGCUUAACCGUGACACUUGGGCAAAUGAAGCUGUUGCUCAGACUAUCAAAACAAACUUCGUCUUCUGGCAGGUAUACGACGAUACAGAAGAGGGGAGCAAAGUUUGUACUUACUACAAAUUAGACUCUAUUCCAGUCAUCAUGGUCAUUGAUCCCAUAACGGGUCAGAAAAUGCGCUCUUGGCGUGGAAUGGUUCAACCACAAAACUUGUUGGAGGAUCUGUUACAAUUUAUGGAUGGCAGCCCCUCAGAUCUUCAUGUCAGUCACUCUCAUAAACGACCCAGAGAAAGCUCAAAGUCUCCUAUUCCAAAUCCCCAACCUACUACAGCUGCAGAUAACAAUAAUGAGAAUGAUGAAGACCUGCAGAGAGCGCUGGCUAUCUCUAUGGAUAAUCAGAAGGAGAUUGAUACAGGUGACCUCAACAAAGUGGAUGAUGCCACUGUUGAGGUGCAAGUGAAGACGCCAACUUAUUUACCUUUGCCUGAAGAACCCAAAGGUGACAGGAAUCUGCUUUGCAAGGUUGGAGUGCGUCUACCUGAUGGGCGCAGAAUCCAGAGGAACUUCCUUCGUACCGAUCCAGUUCAGCUGCUAUGGUCAUUCUGCUCCUUUGAGCUGAAGGAAGAUGGUAAUCGGCCAUUUCGCUUGAGCCAAGCUAUUCCCGGUGCAUCAAGGACAUUGGACUUCGAUGUGAAUUCAACAUUUGAGGAAUCAGGCCUUGCCAACUCAAUGAUUUCGGUUACAUGGGAAUGAAAGACCAGCCCGACAAGAUACAUACUGCCCGAAUCCUGCGUUGAAGAGUUUUUAUUUCGAAAGCUUGACUAUUUAUGUCCCUUUCAUUUUGUUGUUUUUUUGAAGAAGGGGAGAUGGGUGGAAGUAAAUCAGCCAAAAGCUACUCAUGCAGCUCUCUUGUAUAUAUUGCAUGAAGCCUACAGUUUUAGCUCUAAACUGUUUCUUGCCUUUUAGUUUGGAGAAGGAACUCACUUUGAAUCUGUAAAUCUCUCGACUUUUCGGCGGUAGCCUUUUCUUUCCAUUUUAUCUGAUUUCGCUUUUUUUACUUUUCA